AUGAAAGGAGCUGAAUCGUUCACAAAACGACCACCGUUAUCACUCAGAUGGAAUGGACGCUUGCUCCCAGACCUUACCGCUUAUUCGAAAGAUGAUAAUGCUAACAGUAGUACCACCAUAGAUUCCUUUGGAAAGAAGCAAAUAACGAUAGCGGAUAAACAAAACACGCUAGAAGGCAAUGAAACACAACCGUUCACAUUCGAUGGAAUCGCAUAA
Molecule: messenger RNA, 216 nt
Organism: Anisakis simplex (herring worm)
Lineage: Eukaryota; Metazoa; Nematoda; Chromadorea; Rhabditida; Anisakidae
Source: the annotation of a GenBank genome assembly